This is a messenger RNA of Triticum turgidum subsp. durum (durum wheat), 1203 nucleotides long. NCBI's taxonomy places the organism in Eukaryota, Viridiplantae, Streptophyta, Magnoliopsida, Poales, Poaceae. The record is from the annotation of a GenBank genome assembly.
AUGAAGAUGCGCAAGGUGCUCACUUCUGAGAUAAUUUGCCCCUCCCGCCACAAGUGGCUCCACGACAAGCGCGCCGACGAAGCUGACAACUUGAUGCGCUACAUCUACAACCUCACCGCCGGGGGGUCAUCUUCAACGUCGGGACUAGGCGCCAACGUCGAUGUCAGGCAUGUCGCGCGGCAUUACUGCGGCAACGUCAUCCGCCGGCUUGUCUUCGGCCAACGGUACUUUGGGGAGCCUCAGCCGGACGGCGGGCCGGGGCCGAUGGAGAUGGAGCACAUGGACGCUUCCUUCGCCCUCCUAGGGUUCACCUUCGCGUUCUGCGUCAGCGACUACCUCCCGUGUCUACUUGGCCUGGACCUCGACGGCCACGAGAAAAUUAUUAAGGAGGCCAACACAAAAGUGGAUAGACUGCACAACGUGGUCAUCGAAGAGCGUUGGAGGCAGUGGAACAGCGGCGAGAGGCAGGAUGGGGUCCAGGACUUCCUUGACGUUCUCAUCACGCUCGCCGACGGUGAUGGCAAGCCGUUGCUCAGCAUCGAUGAGGUCAAAGCACAGUCCAAGGGCAUAAUAUUAGCGGCCAUAGAUAACCCGUCAAACGCAGUGGAGUGGGCGCUGGCGGAGAUGGUGAACAACCCAGAAUUGCUGGCCAAGGCGGUGGAGGAGAUGGACCGGGUGGUCGGUCGCGAGCGACUGGUGCAAGAGUCGGACAUCAUGCAUCUCAACUAUCUCAAGGCGUGCAUACGUGAGGCAUUUCGCCUCCACCCAAUCGCUCCCUUCAACCUGCCGCACGUCGCGAUUGCCGACACCAUUGUUGCGGGCUACCGUGUGCCCAAGGGUAGCCACGUCAUCCUCAGCCGGCUGGCCCUGGGCCGGAACCCCGCCGUCUGGGAUGAACCGCUCCACUUCAAGCCAGAGCGCCAUAUGGGAGACAACAUCAAUGUGGUGCUUACCGAGAGCGAAUUGCGGUUCAUCUCCUUCAGCACCGGACGGCGGGGAUGCAUCGCGGCAUCACUAGGAACAACCAUGAGUGUCAUGCUCUUCGGCAGGCUCUUGCAUGGCUUCACCUGGACCAAACCGGCUGGGGUGUCGGCCAUCAAUCUCAGCGAAUCGAAGCACGACCUCUUCAAAGAGAAACCGCUAGUGCUACAUGCUGAGCCACGUCUUGCAGUGCACCUCUACCCUCUCAUUAUGCAUCGUUGA